Molecule: messenger RNA, 759 nt
Organism: Magnolia sinica
Lineage: Eukaryota; Viridiplantae; Streptophyta; Magnoliopsida; Magnoliales; Magnoliaceae
Product: DNA-directed RNA polymerases II, IV and V subunit 9A
Exons: 4
Coding region: 177-521 (114 amino acids)
Biological process (GO): transcription initiation at RNA polymerase II promoter; DNA-templated transcription; transcription-coupled nucleotide-excision repair
Cellular component (GO): RNA polymerase II, core complex
Molecular function (GO): DNA-directed RNA polymerase activity; nucleic acid binding; zinc ion binding
Source: RefSeq, a predicted model, not a curated record
UACUUCAGUGAGAGAGAGAGAGAGAGAGAGAGCAUUUUUCCCGAUUAUUGUAUUUCUCUGUAGGGUUUGCUUCUCUUUUUAAUAUCGAGAAGGAAAGAGAGGUGCAUUUCAUCGAUUCUUCUUCUUUCCCCUCUAGGGUUUGAGAGAGAGAUUCUCUCUCAGCAGCAGCAGCAGCAAUGAGUACUAUGAAGUUUUGCCGCGAAUGCAACAACAUUCUCUACCCAAAGGAAGACAAGGAACAGAAGGUCCUCCUCUUUGCCUGUCGAAACUGUGAUCAUCAGGAGGUUGCUGACAAUAAUUGUGUUUAUCGAAAUGAGAUACAUCACUCGGUUGGUGAGCGCACUCAGGUCUUACAAGAUGUAGCUGCUGAUCCAACUCUUCCUCGAACUAAAACUGUUCGAUGCGCUCAAUGCAAUCAUGGAGAAGCUGUAUUCUUCCAGGCAGCUGCCAGGGGCGAGGAAGGUAUGACUUUGUUCUUUGUCUGCUGCAAUCCUAAUUGCGGCCAUAGAUGGAGAGAUUGAUGAAUCUGAUGGUACUGAAUUUUCUGGAGACUGCCUACUUCUCAAGCUUCAGUGUAGGCUGACAUUUUGUUAUCUAGGCUUACGAAUGGUUUAAAGGUUUUCCGUUGUAACAAUCUAACACCUUAGAUAUAGAGAUCUUAUCUGAGAUCUCCAAAAUACCAGAUCUCUUUCACAUCAUACUUCCUAUACUGGAACUAUUACCAUCUUUAACUAUUAUAGUUAUCUUGGUUUUCUGGCA